Messenger RNA from Esox lucius (northern pike), 6792 nucleotides. RefSeq names its product GRAM domain containing 1Ba (gene gramd1ba). The transcript has 24 exons. The record is from RefSeq and is a predicted model, not a curated record. The coding region runs from base 562 to 3474 and encodes 970 amino acids. Gene Ontology annotation, biological process: intracellular sterol transport. Lineage: Eukaryota; Metazoa; Chordata; Actinopteri; Esociformes; Esocidae. Gene Ontology annotation, molecular function: sterol binding; sterol transfer activity. Gene Ontology annotation, cellular component: endoplasmic reticulum membrane; plasma membrane; endoplasmic reticulum-plasma membrane contact site.
GGGACUAGAGCCAGAGGGCGCUGAAGAGUACUCAUCUAAAUGGGCUAAGGACACCCAGUGACAGCUGCAUCUGAAAAGUGCAAGGUUCACUAGAGCAUUUUCCCAGGACGAGUAAUGGCACCAGAAGAUGCCAUAGUGCAUUUACACAGAACCAUCCAGUUGGAAGAGCAGUAGUAACGUUAAACAUCCACGUCCGCUACCUCAUGGAAUACAGUACGCAAGGAGAGUAAAUGACGUCCUCGUGCCAACUGUCAGAUGUCUCUGACUCUGAUAUUAAAAGUCAAGCAGUCUACUCAUUCUAGUCGAAUUGGAGAGGGAUGAACAGCCAGGCUGGAAAGGACAGGUCAUGACUUCUCGGAAGCUCUGAGGAGCAGCCCUGAUCUACCACAAUAUAAAAGGUGUAAUCACAAGCCUUGACCAAGUCCUGAAUCCUUCAACUACUUAAUACUCUGGACUAAGCACCUAAACCACCUCACUCCACAAAGUAUCCCGGAAAACAUCCAUUCCUACACUAUCAGCCUGCCUGGAUGCCCGAAACCCCUUGUCUGUCUUUGUGUCUAUAUGAGCCAGUUGUUGGUGGGACAGAAGAUCAUGACUGAGACCCUUCGGCUCCCCUCCUUCCAGGUACAAGCCCCAGGGGACUGGGAGCCCCAGAAUGGCGACCCAGGAUCGGGUGGACCCGCCGGGAUGGAGAAAUUGGAGUUGCGCUCCGGGGCCGGUGACCCGUCAGCCCUCUCCAGUUCUGCCACUCCGUCCCUCCGCCGCAAGCGCUUCAAGAUGCGUCGCAUGAAGAAUGUGCAAAGCGAGAGCGGCAUGACCCCUGCCGAGUCUGUGCCGGCUGCGGCGGCGAGGUCAGAGGUCAUGAGUAAAGGCCAGGGGUCGCACUCUUUCUCAGGGGCCAUGGAAUACCUGCAGCUUCCAUCCAUUGAGAUCACCCCGUCCAGUGACGAGGACACUGCAGCCAACUGGUCCAGCUGCUCCACUCCCAGUGCUUCGCCGCGGCGUAAGCGCUUCCUGCUGCGCCGCUGGCUAAAUGUGCGUGAGAAGAAGGAGCCCAGCAGUGAUAGCAGGGAGAACAGCCUGCACAGCAGCCAUGAGGAGGACCCUGCUCGUUUCCUGACGCCACACAGCCGGGAGGAGAGCACUGCCAGCAAUUCCAACCGGAGCACACCUGCUUGCUCGCCUGUCUUGCGCCAUCGCUCUCGCUCUCCCACGCCCCAGCAGAGCUUGGAGCCCAGCGGUGAGAACAUGGUGGAGAAGGGUCACUUGGACCCACCCUCGGACAAGGACAAGUCCCCCUCCACCCCGGAGCAGGUGGUACAGCGCACCUACAGCCAGUCGGUACACUCUGCCACACGCAGCCACGGGGGCAAGAACUCCAAGUCUCACAAGCGACUUUCCAAACAUUGCUGUGGUACCAGGACAGACCCCGAGCAUGAAUAUUUGAAGUAUGACAGACUAAAAUUGAUAAAAAAAAGCCAGAGCUGGUACAACGUAUUGAGUCCCACUUAUAAGCAACGCAAUGAGGACUUCAGGAAACUCUUCAAGCAGCUACCUGACUCAGAACGCCUAAUCGUGGACUACUCCUGUGCUCUGCAGAGAGAUAUCCUGCUGCAGGGGCGUCUUUAUGUCUCAGAAAACUGGAUCUGUUUCUAUAGCAACAUCUUUCGCUGGGAAACGCUGCUGACGGUUCGUCUAAAGGACAUCUGCAGCAUGACCAAGGAGAAGACGGCCCGACUCAUUCCCAAUGCCAUCCAGCUGUGCACUGACAAUGACAAGCACUUUUUCACCUCGUUCGGAGCAAGGGAUCGGACGUACAUGAUGAUGUUCAGGCUAUGGCAGAAUGCUCUGCUAGAGAAGCCCUUGUGUCCCAAAGAGUUGUGGCAUUUUGUCCAUCAGUGUUAUGGUAACGAGCUGGGUCUGACCAGUGAUGAUGAGGACUAUGUGCCACCAGAUGAUGACUUCAACACCAUGGGGUACUGCGAGGAGCUGCCCGUGGAGGAGAACGACGCCAACGACGCCGCCACCCUUGCCAAGAGUCCCGACGCCAAAGGCGACACCAGCCCCCUGUUGUCCCCCAGAGCCUUCCCCAACAACGCCCUCCCGUGCCCGGGCGCCUUGGACCCGCUCCUCCCUUUUGACCUGGCCAACGUGGACGAGUUCUCUGUGUGUCUCCCCGAUGGUGAAGUCCUGUCCCUCCCGUUGCCUCGGCUGGACAACCAGAGCAGCGGUCACAGCAGCCCUGCCGCCUCGCCCUCGCUGGACUUCAACGACAACGAGGACCUCCCCACCGAGCUCAGCGACUCCUCCGGGACGCACGACGAAGGGGAGGUGCAGGCUUUCCAUGAGGACCUGAAUGGGAGGCAGUACAUAAAUGAGGUGUACCAGUUCAGCGUCGACAAGUUGUACGACAUCCUGUUCACUGAAUCCACGUUCAUGAGGGACUUCCUGGAACAGAGACGGUUCUCAGACGUGGUCUAUCACCCCUGGAAGAAAGACAAAGAGGAGACCGGCAACCAGACCAGAGAGAUCAUGUACACCAUCUCCCUCACCAACCCCCUGGCCCCCAAGACGGCCACCGUCACUGAAACUCAGACACUGUACAAGGCGAGCCAAGAGAGCGAGUGCUACAUCAUAGAUGCCGAAGUCAUAGCACACGAUGUCCCCUAUCAUGACUACUUCUACACCCUAAACCGCUACAUGCUCACCAGAGUGGCCAAGAAUAAGUGUCGGCUAAGGGUGUCCACAGAGUUGCGCUACAAGAAACAGCCCUGGGGGCUGGUCAAGGGUUUCAUUGAGAGAAACUUCUGGAGUGGCCUGGACGAGUACUUCAGGCACUUAGAGCUGGAGCUGAGUAAAGUGGAAGCAGUCCUAGCCGAGUCCCACAGACAGUCCCCCAAGGCCAGGGCUCUCCGGGCAGGAGCGCUAAGGCGGCGGAAACGGCCUCUGGUCCACCUGCGUCCCCCACACCUGGACGAAGCCCUCAGUCCUGUCACCACACCCGAGGAUGAGGAAGAGGUCACCCACUGCCAUCGCAUCAAACAUGUGGCAGGUUCCACUCAGACCAGGCACAUCCCAGACCAUGUCCCAGGGGGUUUAGCACUCUACAGUGUCUCCAAGCUACUCCUUAUCAUCAGCUUUGUGAUCUGUAUAAGCCUAGUAUUGCUGGUGUUCCUGAACAUGAUGCUCUUCUAUAAGCUGUGGAUGUUGGAAUACACCACACAGAGUCUCACAUCAUGGCACGGCUUGCGACCACAGGAAAGUAAACUUCCGCAGACACAGUUGGAGUGGGCCCAGCUCCUGGAGUCACAGCAGCGCUACCAUGAUGACGAGCUGCAGAAGUGGAAGGAGAUCAUUAAGUCGUCUGUGAUGUUGCUGGACGAGAUGAAGGACUCAUUACUGAAGCUGCAAAAGGGCAUUGGCUUAAGAGACUAUAACCCUGAAUCGGAGGAGAAGAGGAGUCGAUAUCACUGACAAAUGGACAAAGCCACCUGCCUGGACAUUAUGUGCAAUAUCCAACCUACUAUUUAAGGAAAACCUUUUGAGAAAACAAGAGAGAUGUUCUCUUGCAAGUUGGACAGGGAUGAUGACUGCAAGUCUCCCAGACCAACUGACCACACCCCCACUAUUCAACCUCUUUCAGGAAGUAACACCAGGGCUGGAGUGGGGAGGCUGCUGUCCACAUCACGGGGAAAGACAGCUGCGCCUUGACCCACAUUUAACCUUUCUAUCACCUCAUUGUCAGAGAAUGUCCUACUGUAAAGCAUUUAUGAAAUUUUUUGUUCAUUCUCUGGGCCAUGUGUGGACAAAGCAAAGAUAGUAGGGCAGAUGUGGGGGUUGGUAGAAGCAUGCAAUUUCUUUUCUCCGUCUGAAAAUAACAUGCUGUUUCUGGUGGAGGUGUAUUGAAACCUCUGUGUAGUCUUUCUCGGAAGAGCAAAGAAGUCAGACUGGGUAUGGAGUCAGUCCGUAGCCUUUUAAGGACAUUUUGGACAAAGUUAUGGAGCUGCAGUAUCCCUCUCUUUUCUUUUUCUUUUUUUAAGCUCUUUGGACUCUGGGACCAGGUUACAAUCGUAACGGAACCACAAUCAGUGUGCAGUGUUUCAACACAUCCCAUCAUUUCUAGGAUAGAACUACGAAGAAUCAAUGUGUAUUAUAAAUAUACUUAUAUAUACUGUAUGUAUGUAUGUAUGUAUAUAUAUAUAUACACAUAUAUGUAUAUAUAUGUAUAUAUAUAUAUAUAUGAAUCUAUUAUAAUGACCUGUGUAUUUUUUUGUAGAAGUAUUGCAGUCAGGGCAGAUUUUUACCAGGCUUCCAUGGUGUAUCAGGGCAGGUUUCCCUGAGAGCUUGUGCCAUGGUGUUGUGUUUCUAUGUUUGUGUUUGUGUGUUCAUGUUUUCUAAGGCAUGUUCUACUAUUUGUAGAGUUGCCCCCCCCUCCCCCCCUUGAUUUCAUUUGUGGACAGGGGAGCUAGCUAUAGCUGUUAGCAGCACUGAGAAUGUAUUGGAUUACUGGUUACGUUUCUAGCUUGUAAGAAUGACGAAGUGGUCUGCCUUUGCAGAGGUACACAGUAUGUUCCGAUAACGCAACAUUCUUCCGGAAAUAGGUCAGUUUUGGCCCUAACCAAUACUUAACCAUGCUGCAGUGGUUUAAGUGGCGCAGAAGGUUUUUCCGUACCCUGUGGUAACUAUUCAGAUAUGCUCAGUCCCAUCUAGUGAUUGCCAAGCAUAUGUAGCAAAAAACUACAGAUUUCUCACACUAAUCUUACUUUAGAUUAAAAAAAUCAGCAAAAACAGCACCCACUAGUGGUCCCGCCGGCGGGUUUUAUUAUAAAUAUGUAAUAACUAUGUUUGACUCUGAAGACAGAUUGGUGUACAAUGUCUGCUAAAUGUUUGGCUGCAUGUUGACAAGAUGUUGUGCAAUCCUUGAGAGGAUUAUUGUCCCACAGAGCAUUUCUGAAUAGGCUCACCAGUAUACCAAUAAACACUGUGUUAUUUAAUCCACUGCAGUAACAUGUUAAAUGCCAUCUCAACAUUGUGCUUAGGUUUUAUCCAAACACCUCUUAAACCUUGUCAUUUAGGAAGAUUUGAUUAAUGGAAACAUCUAUUCAUUGUUGCCAAUAUUUAUGUGUCAACUUUUUUGAGCCGUAUUCUUGGCGUCUUUUAUUUGGCCACUUUGUGUUGUAUCAAUUCAUCUGUGGCUGCCCUGUAUUGGCUAGAAUAGAAUGUACUCAGAGUACUGUCUAGGCUUUGGUAUUGGGCCUUUGUGAUAUUACACAUGCAAUGGAGCUUGAAUGUGUCCCUACCUGCGCUUCAAAAAUCAUUCAGGUUUUUCCCCAGUAUUUGUUAUCAGCCCAAAUACUGUGUCCGAAAGAGAGAGAGAGAGAGUGUGAGAGCAUACUGAUCAAUGUUAAGAAAAUGUGGAUGUGAUAUGUCCUUCUAUGAACUUCAGUGUGCUCAGUUUUUGAACGGAGAGGCUGUGGAUAGUAUUUUCGGCAGGGUAUUUUUCAGAGUGAGAUGGGAUUUUAUAAAGGGAUACUGCAGCUGUACCGAAGAACGGCGAUUACUACAAUGUAUUUGAUGAUUAAAACUGUGAAUUCCUCAUUGAAAAAUAUGCUUGAAGCUGAAAAAAAUAAGAAAAAUGAAAAUUGUGCAUUAUUCAGAGGCAGAUAUUUAUGAUUUAUUUGUGUACAGUGUAUGCGGAACAGGUAUUGCAAAAUAGCAGCCUUUUAGGCACUUUGGGUAGGCCAAAACAUACACUGAAUUAUUUGGAAGAUUUCAAACAGUUAAUGUUUGGUCCGACCUCCUGUACUCCUCUGUGUCUUCCCAAAGAUGUCUGCCAUGGGCUGUGUCCUGGCGUUUUGGAUGUGUCAAGCUGGUAUGGUCUACCAUUUCCACUUGGUUUCUGUCUGUCCAUUUCAAAUGCUGGAGAAUAUCUAUUAUAGCCAAACCAAUAUUUUAGUGUCUCUCCCAUCUUAUGGAAGUUUAUAUCGGUCAUGAUACAUUUCCAUUUUAAGAUUAAUUUUAAACCUGAUAAGUCCUUAUUCGUCUGUCCCCUAUGCAUUUAUCCUUGACAGGACUCAAGGAAUUUUAGAGCCUUUGGAAACAACAGAAAACAAAACAAAGCUAAGCUUGAUUCAUCCAAUAACUGUGCUGUUUGAUGGAUGGGAAUGAGGACAUACAGUAUUCAGUGCAGAGUUAUAAUAACAUCAGAGUUUAGAAAUGUUACCCAAUGGGAUACAGUGCUUCACUAACAAGCAAACAAGCCUAUAUGGGGAAGGACCUACUAGAAUUUUCCCAAUAAUAAACACUAGUAAAAAUAAAAUUGCUGUGCUGUGCCCUAAUGAAUAUGAACUUGGACUCACAAGAGGGUUUGUUUGGUACAUAAAUGUGUGUGGAAUGAAUUGAUACAGUGUAGUACUUCACAGAAAUUAGGAAUAUGAUUUAAAUUAUAUCUGAAUGAUUUUCCCAGACUUUGAUUUGCUUUGAUAAGUAGUUAAUAGUUCAUGUGAAUUUGUUCAGCCCAGCAAAAAAAUGUGACAAUGAAAUGAUUUAGGGCAAAUGUAUUAUUCCGAUAAAGGUUCCAGGAAGAGAUUAUACUGUUGUGCUGAAAUGUUUGCAUACCCUUGGAGAAUUGGUAAUAUGUGCCAUUUUUAAAGAAAACAUGGGUGAGCAGGCAAAACUUUAUAUUUCUUUCUUAUGGGAUCCAUAUUCAACUGUAGGUAAUAACAGAAUGGCACAAUCAUAAAACAAAACAUGGCAACAAAGAAAAAAAUGAACUGACCCCUGUUUAAAAGU